Cucurbita pepo subsp. pepo (vegetable marrow) is the source of this 927-nucleotide messenger RNA. RefSeq names its product vacuolar protein sorting-associated protein 60.1. The record is from RefSeq and is a predicted model, not a curated record. Gene Ontology annotation, cellular component: multivesicular body. NCBI's taxonomy places the organism in Eukaryota, Viridiplantae, Streptophyta, Magnoliopsida, Cucurbitales, Cucurbitaceae. Gene Ontology annotation, biological process: late endosome to vacuole transport via multivesicular body sorting pathway; vesicle budding from membrane.
AUGAAGAGGGUUUUUGGCGUUAAGAAAGACAAAGAACCGCCUCCGUCUAUUGAAGAUGCCUCCGAAAGAAUUAAUAAAAGAGGCGAAUCAGUUGAUGAAAAGAUAAAGAAGCUUGAUGUCGAACUCAGUAGGUAUAAGGAACAGAUUAAGAAAACAAGGCCCGGUCCUGCUCAAGAAGCUGUUAAAGCUCGAGCGAUGAGGGUUUUAAAGCAAAAACGAAUGUAUGAAGGACAACGUGAUAUGCUGUACAAUCAGACGUUUAACCUUGACCAAGUUGCAUUUGCCUCAGAGGGCAUAAAAGACGCUCAACAAACGAUGUCGGCCUUGAAAUCUGCCAACAAGGAGUUGAAAGGAAUGAUGAAAACAGUGAGGAUACAGGACAUAGACAACUUGCAAGACGAAAUGAUGGAUAUGAUGGAUGUGAGCAAUGAAAUUCAAGAGACUCUUGGUAGGAGCUAUAAUGUGCCCGAUGACAUUGACGAGGAUGAACUUUUGGGCGAGCUUGAUGCCUUGGAAGCAGACAUGGGAUUUGAAACUGAGGCUGAUGGGGUUCCAUCUUAUCUCCAGCCCGACAAGGAAUCCGACUUGGAAGGAGAACUCAAUUUGCCUUCAGCUCCUACAGGGCAGGCAGCAGUUCCUGCUGGCAGAACCAAUGCACAGGCUGAGGAUGAAUUGGGGUUACCAGCUGUUCCUCGCGCAUCCCUUCGUGGGUAAAAGGUAUAAACUGAUGGAGUGAACGAACCCCUUUGUAUACAUGUUGUGCAGAUUUUAUAGAGAUAUAUUCUUAUUGAUCUUAUAAUUAAUUAUUCACUUCCAUCAUCAUUUGGAACUCUAAAAUCUUUGGCUAUACUGAUCAAACAGUUAUUAUGUAUACCUCAUGAAAUUAAUGCUAUAAAGUGACUAGAGGGUGGAGAUUGCAAUAAUUAA